Messenger RNA from Dentiscutata heterogama, 854 nucleotides. The record is from the annotation of a GenBank genome assembly. NCBI's taxonomy places the organism in Eukaryota, Fungi, Glomeromycota, Glomeromycetes, Diversisporales, Gigasporaceae.
GUCGCGCUGUAUACAAAACAUUUCGUGAAGCUGGCCAUGAAGUAACUGGCCUUGCUAAAAGUCGUGUGAAAAAUGGGUUGAGACAGUUUGAUUUAACCGACAAAGAUAAAUUGGAAUCUCUGAUUCAAGAAUUAGAACCUGACGUGAUAAUCAAUACUGCCGCCGAGCGAAGACCUGACGUCGCAGAAAAAAAUCGUGAAGCAACUUUCGAACUCAAUGUCAACGUUCCAGCUCACAUUGCCUCAUUGUCCGAGGUCUACAAUGUUUUACUCGUUCAUAUUUCCACAGAUUAUGUAUUUGAUGGAAAAAAUCCUCCUUAUGACGUGAACAAUAAGCCAAAUCCAUUGAAUUUUUAUGGAGAAACCAAAUACAAAAGUGAACUCGCUGUACAAAGCGCAAAUCAACAAGCAGUGAUUUUACGUGUGCCAGUUUGGUACGGUGAAGUGGAAUUUCCAGGGGAAUCUGCGGUCAAUAUCUUGGUGGAUUCUGUUAAGAGUUCAUCAAAAAAUGUUGAGAUGGAUCACUACGCAAUUAGAUAUCCUACUAAUGUUCAGGAUGUAGCGAGGGUUAUUAAGGAUAUCUCUGAAAAACAUGUUGAUCAACAUAUUCCAAUUUCGGGAAUUUUACACUUUAGUAGUAAUGAAAACUUUACAAAAUAUGAAAUGUGUGAAAUUUUUUCAAAAGUUUUGCAAGUUCCAAUUAAUCAUAUUAAACCAAUAGACCAUGUCCCUGCAGCUGCAGCUGUAAACCGUCCAUAUGAUUGUCAUUUAUCAAAUAAUCAACUGAUUAAUCUAGAAAUUAAUAUAAACUGUAUUGGAUUUGAAGAUUGGUGGAAAAAUUAUUUAAAUAACUAA